Poecilia reticulata (guppy) is the source of this 10475-nucleotide messenger RNA. NCBI's taxonomy places the organism in Eukaryota, Metazoa, Chordata, Actinopteri, Cyprinodontiformes, Poeciliidae. The record is from RefSeq and is a predicted model, not a curated record.
AACGAUCGCAUCGGCUGUUCACUGGCGCCGUGACGAUAAACAGUCAGCGGACAAGGAUGCUCUGUAGUCUGGUGCGCACACUUCUGUCUCCAGCUCUCCACAGUCACCAUGGAGGAGCCUAAUUAAAUGCACAGACUCGGUGUGCGUGUCUCUGCAGCUCCGGAUGGGGGGAGCCGAUGAUUUAUUUUAUUUUGUUUUAGGAUUUGCAAGUGUUCCUCGCCCUGCUUGAAGCCCGAGCGGAGAGGACCGCGGCGGAUUUGCGAAGUCUUCAAUUGAAAAGAGGCAAAUUAUGCCAGCAGCAUCAGAGUCGCUCACCCUGGUGACGAGCCAGCUCAUCGGUCAGACCACUCUGCCCUUCACUCGCCUCUUCGUCUGCCCUGGCAGAUCCAUGCUGCUGGAUGCUCCUCAAAGAGCCACGCCCACACCAUGAGCGCCAACGGGCCUGCCCCAGAACCAGCCCCAGAAGCCCCUCCCAUCUCAACCCCUGCCCCAGCACCGGCCCCUACUCCGGCCCCAGCCCCGGCGCCGCCCCCGCCCGCCCCACCUGCCCCGACAUCCUCCACCAUACCGGUAGGUGCGUUGGCUCAGAAGAAGCGGCAGCAGUAUGCCAAAAGCAAGAAGCAAGGCAGCAACGCCAACAGCCGGCCACCGAGGGCUCUUUUCUGCCUCAAACUCAACAACCCCUUACGCAGGGCCUGCAUCAGUGUGGUGGAGUGGAAGCCAUUUGAUAUCUUUAUAUUAAUUGCCAUUUUUGCCAACUGUAUGGCCUUAGCUGUCUACGUCCCUUUUCCUGAAGACGAUUCCAACUCCACAAACCACGAUUUGGAAACAGUUGAAUAUGCCUUCCUCAUCAUUUUCACUAUUGAGACCUUUCUGAAGAUUAUCGCUUAUGGUUUGGUGAUGCACCAGAAUGCAUAUGUGAGAAAUGGCUGGAACAUGCUGGAUUUUGUCAUUGUGGUUAUCGGACUCUUCAGUGUUGUCUUGGAAUUUUUGACCAAAGAUGAGAAGGGAGAAGGUGACGGAGAAAGUAGCCAUCCGUCGACGCAUGGCCACGGGGGUAAGCCCGGUGGAUUUGACGUUAAAGCCCUUCGAGCCUUCCGUGUGCUGCGACCCCUGCGGCUGGUCUCAGGAGUACCCAGUUUACAGGUGGUGUUGAACUCCAUCAUUAAAGCCAUGGUUCCUCUGCUGCACAUCGCCCUCCUUGUCUUGUUUGUCAUCAUCAUCUAUGCCAUUAUUGGCCUGGAGCUUUUCAUCGGUAAAAUGCAUGCAACCUGCUAUAUAGGCGGCACAGAUUUGAUAGCAGAGGAGGAUCCAGCUCCCUGUGCGAUCUCAGGGCACGGGCGCCAAUGCCCCAUCAACGGCACACAGUGCAGAGAAGGCUGGCACGGCCCCAACGGGGGCAUCACCAACUUCGACAACUUUCUGUUUGCCAUGCUGACGGUGUUUCAGUGCAUCACCAUGGAGGGCUGGACAGACGUGCUCUACUGGAUGAACGAUGCUAUGGGCUUUGAGCUUCCUUGGGUUUACUUUGUCAGUCUUGUGAUCUUCGGCUCCUUUUUCGUUCUUAACCUGGUUUUGGGUGUGUUGAGCGGAGAGUUCUCUAAGGAGAGAGAGAAAGCUAAAGCUCGAGGAGACUUCCAGAAGCUGCGUGAGAAGCAGCAGCUGGAGGAGGACCUGAAGGGCUACCUGGACUGGAUCACUCAGGCUGAAGAUAUUGACCCUGACAACGAGGACGAGGCUGAGGAGGGGAGCAAGAGAAACCGGGUGACUCUGGCUGACCUCACCGAGAAGAAGAAAGGAAGGUUUGGGUGGUUCAGCCAGUCGUCCGACACUCAUGCGAGCGUUCCAGCCAGUGAAACAGAAUCUGUGAACACCGAGAAUCAGAACGGAGAGGAUGAAAAGACACCCUGCUGUGGACCUUUGUGUCAGAAAAUCUCAAAGUCAAAGUUCAGUCGGCGCUGGCGCCGCUGGAACAGGUUCUGCCGCAGGAAGUGCCGUUUGGCUGUGAAGUCUGUACCUUUUUACUGGCUGGUCAUCAUCCUGGUGUUCCUUAACACGCUCACCAUCUCAUCGGAGCAUUACAACCAGCCUCUGUGGUUAACACAAGUUCAGGAUGUGGCUAACAAGUUGCUGCUGGCCCUCUUCACAUGUGAAAUGUUAGUGAAGAUGUACAGUCUGGGACUCCAGGCCUACUUCGUGUCCUUGUUCAACCGCUUUGACUGCUUUGUGGUGUGCGGAGGAAUCACUGAAACCAUUCUGGUCGAGCUGGAAAUCAUGUCUCCUCUUGGGAUUUCUGUGUUUCGCUGCGUCCGUCUCCUGAGGAUCUUUAAGGUCACGCGGCACUGGCAGUCUCUGAGUAACCUGGUGGCAUCUCUGCUCAACUCAAUGAAAUCCAUUGCUUCCCUGCUGCUGCUCCUCUUCCUCUUUAUCAUCAUCUUCUCCCUGCUGGGCAUGCAGGUGUUUGGUGGGAAGUUCAACUUUGACGAAACCCAGACGAAGAGAAGCACCUUUGACAACUUUCCCCAAGCCCUCCUCACUGUGUUUCAGAUCCUGACCGGAGAAGACUGGAACGCUGUCAUGUACGAUGGGAUCCAGGCGUACGGAGGCCCCUCCUCCAGCGGGAUGGUCGUGUGUUUUUACUUCAUCAUUCUCUUCAUAUGCGGAAACUAUAUCCUCCUGAAUGUCUUCUUGGCUAUCGCUGUGGACAACCUGGCAGAUGCAGAAUCACUCAACACAGAUGAAGGAGACAAAAAAGAUGACAAAAAGGAAGAUGAGAAAGAUGAAAAGGAAGAAGAGGAAGAGGACAAUGAUGAGAAUGGAGGAGAUGAAGAAGACCCAGAGGUUCCAUCAGGUCCUCGCCCGGUCAUCGCUGACCUGGUAAAGAAGGAAAAGAUCAUUCCGAUCCCAGAGGGAAGUGCCUUCUUCAUCUUCAGUAACACAAACCCGGUGCGAGUGUUUUGUCACCAACUCAUCAACCACCACAUAUUUACCAACCUCAUCCUGGUGUUCAUCAUGCUCAGCUCCGUGUCGCUCGCUGCCGAAGACCCGAUCCGCAACUUCUCCGCCCGCAACAUUAUACUUGGUUACUUUGACUAUGCUUUCACCGCUAUCUUUACUGUUGAGAUCGUGUUGAAGGUCCUAGGCUAUGCAGAUUAUGUCUUCACUAGUAUGUUUACAUUUGAGAUCGUAUUGAAGAUGACAACAUAUGGAGCUUUUCUCCAUAAGGGAGCAUUCUGCAGGAAUUACUUUAACCUCCUGGAUCUCUUGGUGGUCGGGGUUUCUCUUGUCUCCUUUGGCAUUCAGUCUUCGGCCAUCUCCGUGGUGAAGAUUCUCCGAGUUCUUCGAGUGCUUCGACCCCUGAGGGCCAUCAACAGAGCCAAGGGCCUUAAACAUGUUGUUCAGUGUGUCUUUGUGGCAAUCAGAACUAUUGGCAACAUCAUGAUUGUUACCACUCUACUUCAGUUUAUGUUCGCUUGUAUAGGUGUCCAGCUAUUUAAGGGAAAAUUUUACCGCUGCACAGAUGAGGCUAAGUCCAGUCCAGAAGAAUGCAAAGGGACAUACAUCCUGUAUAAGGAUGGAGAUGUUAACCAGCCAACGAUGCACAGGCGGGUGUGGCACAACAGCGACUUCAACUUUGACAAUGUUCUCAUGGCUAUGAUGGCCCUCUUUACUGUUUCCACGUUUGAAGGCUGGCCGGCGUUGCUGUACAAAGCCAUCGACUCCAACCGGGAGAAUCUGGGACCCAUUUACAACUACCGUGUGGAAAUUUCCAUCUUCUUCAUCAUCUACAUCAUUAUCAUUGCUUUCUUUAUGAUGAACAUCUUUGUGGGUUUUGUCAUCGUCACAUUUCAAGAACAAGGAGAGAAGGAGUAUAAAAACUGUGAACUUGACAAGAACCAGCGUCAGUGCGUGGAGUAUGCGCUGAAGGCUCGUCCCCUGAGGAGAUAUAUUCCCAAGAACCCGUACCAGUACAAGUUCUGGUAUGUGGUGAACUCCACUGGCUUUGAGUACAUCAUGUUUGUGCUCAUCAUGCUCAACACGCUUUGCUUGGCUGUCCAGCACUAUGGCCAAUCGGCACUUUUUAAUUAUGUAAUGGAUAUUCUCAAUAUGGUCUUCACUGCUGUAUUCACUGUGGAAAUGGUUCUCAAGCUUAUCGCAUUCAAACCAAGGCACUAUUUUGCUGAUGCUUGGAAUACAUUUGAUGCCUUAAUUGUUGUUGGUAGCGUCGUCGAUAUUGCUAUCACUGAAGUUAACAAACUUGUAGAGCCAACGGAGACUCCUCAGGUGGAUGAGAUGGGGAACACGGAGGACAGUGCUCGCAUCUCCAUCACUUUCUUUCGCCUGUUUCGAGUUAUGCGGUUGGUCAAACUCCUCAGCAGAGGAGAGGGUAUUCGCACAUUGCUGUGGACUUUCAUUAAGUCCUUCCAGGCUUUGCCAUACGUUGCUCUGUUGAUAGCCAUGUUGUUUUUCAUCUACGCUGUCAUCGGUAUGCAGGUUUUUGGAAAGAUUGCCAUGGUCGAUGGAACACAAAUCAACAGAAACAACAACUUCCAGACCUUCCCCCAGGCUGUGCUCCUUCUUUUUAGAUGUGCCACAGGUGAGGCGUGGCAGGAGAUAAUGUUGGCCUGUAUGCCCGGGAAACUGUGUGACCCAGAGUCCGACUACAACCCCGGGGAGGAGAUGACUUGUGGCAGUGGAUUUGCAAUAAUUUAUUUCAUUACCUUCUACAUGCUCUGUGCUUUCUUGAUCAUCAAUUUGUUCGUGGCUGUCAUUAUGGACAACUUUGACUAUCUGACACGUGAUUGGUCAAUUCUUGGUCCUCACCACCUCGAUGAAUUUAAAAGGAUUUGGUCAGAGUACGAUCCUGAGGCAAAAGGAAGGAUCAAACAUCUCGAUGUGGUGACCUUGCUUCGUCGUAUCCAGCCCCCUCUUGGUUUUGGUAAACUGUGUCCUCACCGAGUGGCAUGCAAGCGGCUGGUAGCCAUGAACAUGCCUCUCAACAGUGAUGGGACGGUCAUGUUCAAUGCUACACUGUUUGCCCUGGUGCGCACAGCUCUGAAAAUAAAAACUGAAGGUAACCUGGAACAGGCCAAUGAAGAGCUGCGGGCCGUCAUCAAGAAAAUCUGGAAGAGAACCAGCAUGAAGCUGCUGGACCAAGUGGUGCCUCCUGCUGGUGAUGAUGAGGUAACCGUGGGGAAGUUCUAUGCCACCUUCCUGAUACAGGACUACUUUAGGAAAUUCAAGAAACGUAAAGAGGAAGGCCUGGUGACUGCGCACCCUUCCCAGAACAACACAGCCAUUGCCCUGCAGGCUGGCCUUCGCACGCUGCAUGAUAUUGGGCCUGAAAUUCGCCGAGCGAUAUCAUGUGACCUGCAGGAUGACGAGCUAGUUGACUUUAUUCCAGAGGAAGACGAGGAAAUUUAUAGGCGUAACGGCGGCCUCUUCGGUAACCACCUAAUGAACGGCGGUCACCGGCGAGCCAACGGCCAUCAGACCAACACCACACAGCGCCCCCUGCAGGUGCAGCCCCCGCCUCACUAUGCUCACAUGGAGCAGCCAGUGGGGCGCCUUUCUCGAGCUAACGCAAUGGCUCACCCCAACCACCAUCACCACCAUCACCACCAUCAUCACCGCCACCACAACUCCUACGGCAAAUCUCCCAAAUCCACCAACAUCAACUUGAACAACGCCAACAUGUCCAGUCUGCCCAACGGAGGACACCAUAUCUACUACGAACGUGCUCCGCCAAACGGUUACCCAGGUUUACGCACCUCCUACUACGACUAUAACAAGCCACGGUCGCCCCAGGGUCAAAGAAGGCGCUACUAUGAGACGUAUGUUAGGUCCCAGAGAGGAGACGGCCAUCACCCCACCAUCCGCAGGGAGGAGGAGAUCGAAGAGGAUCGUCUCUCUGGGGAAUAUUACAGCGGAGAGGAGUUUUAUGAGGAGGACAGCAUGCUGUCAGGGGACAGAUAUCAGACCAGUGACACGGAGUAUGAAACUCCGAAAGGCUACCACCACCCUGACAGUUACUAUGACGACGAUGAGCAGCCUCUCUACCGGGACUCACGGAGGUCACCAAAGAGAAGACUGCUUCCUGCCACACCUCAAGGUCACAGAAGGCCUUCCUUUAACUUUGAGUGUUUGCGCAGACAAAGUAGCCAGGAUGAGCUUCCACAUCAGCGUACUGCUCUACCACUGCACCUUAUGCAGCAUCAGGUAAUGGCUGUAGCAGGCCUGGACUCCAGCAGAGCCCACUGCCUCUCCCCCACCCGCUCCACUCGCUCCUGGGCCACACCUCCCGCCACCCCGGCCAGUAAAGACCAGUCGCCGUACUACACCCCCCUCAUCCGGGUGGACCGUCCUCACAGGGAGAGCAUCUCUGGCAGCCACGUGUCUGUGCGCAAGAGCUCCUGGUACACAGACGAUCCAGAGUAUUCCCAAAGGACGUAUUCGCCCAUCCACCUGCAGGUUCCCCCGGAGUACCACCACCAGUACCACCAGAAGAGAGGCAGCGCCACCAGCCUUGUAGAAGCGGUUUUGAUAUCAGAGGGUCUCGGGAGAUACGCCAAGGAUCCCAAGUUUGUUGCUGCCACAAAGCACGAGAUCGCAGAUGCAUGUGAGAUGACAAUAGACGAGAUGGAGAGUGCAGCCAGCCACCUGCUGAGCGAAGGGAUCGCCCCCGGCAUCAACGGGGUCAACGUGUUUCCCCUUCUGGCCCCCAGGGACUACGAGCUGCCGGACACCGGAGCCAGUUACAGCGACGAGGAGCCAGAGACCGAACCCAGAGCUCCUUACGAGGAGGACCUGGCCGAUGAGAUGAUCUGCAUUACGACUUUAUAGCAUUAGCUGGAGGGAUCCGCAGAUCUGACUUGGGUACAAUCUAGAACAUUUAAAUAAUAAAAAAAAAAAAAGAAAUGCAUCUGUUGGCUCCGACCAAAAGAAGUGCCUUUUACACAGAGCAGAUAAAAAAAGGCAUACGGGAGGAAGAAGCGCCAUAGAAGUCCUGAACGUUGAGAUCUCCUCCUGCCAGCAGAGGAGGCGAGAGACUGAAACUCUCUGAGGAAGAUUUUCACCUGAAGGGAACACAGCCUGCAGCCGCCUGGAGGCCAGGCCGCUGACGCAGAGAGAGAGAGAGAGAGAGAGAGAGGGAGAGACGCUCUGCAGGACGGGUCUCUACGGGUGAUGACAAUCAGAUGUAUGAUGUCAUUACCUCAGUCACUUUAUUAAGGUUCGGCAUAUCAUGCAAGUUUUCAAUGCAAGCAUAGUGAGGCAUAUCUAGACAUGUAGUCUUUAGGGGAAAAUCAGAGCUUGGUCCGUUUGUCGUUUGAGGCGGGUUGUCUUAGGAUCGCUGGAGCUGAUCGAAAAUGUCGAGUCGUAACAGAUUAUGCAGGAAUUAACUGUCCUACUUUUAGCAUCAUUCAACUUUAGUUGUGUGUGUUUAACGAAACAGAAGCAUUUGGAGUAAAUGCACUAGCAGGCAGGUUAUUUUAAACAUUUAAGAAUAAAUAGCCUGGUUAAUAUUUCUUAGUUGAUAUGCUGUAAAUUGUAUAAUAUAACAAGAGAAACUUUGUAAAGAGAUAACUCUAUAUUUUGUAAUUAUGUAUCAUUUAAAAGAUCAGCAAUAUGAACCCUUGUGACUCCUGUUAUUCUAUAAAAGGAAACUUGCAUUAUUUUAAUGAGGUACUAUGAUAUUUAAACGCCUUUUGUUUUGUGCUAAUAUGCACACUUUAUUUUGCCUAUAAAACAUUUUUUAGACACUCUACUAUGGUUACACAACUGCACAAUAUAUUCAAAAGACUUCCUAAAAUGGGGUAAAACACACGUUGGUUUUUGUAAAGCGGGGCGUUUUCUGCAGUCGAAGUGACGCGGCUGUCUGAGGAGUACCUUUGUUGGGAUAUUUUGUGUCGUGUGUACAUGAAUUUAAAUGCAUCCAUGCAUAAACAUUGCUGCUUUCUUUGUUGGUUUUCGAAUCAAACUUUAGUUUGUCGGCCCCUGAUGAAAUGCCUUUUUUUUGCUGCUGAAAGAACUAAAACUUGGACAAACUGAUAUUUGUGCGGCUCAUGCUGGGCUUGGUAUAAAACUCCACACUCCACAGGGACGUCUCUGCCUUUACGUACCGUGUUUUGCAAAAACUUUUUAUGCCCUUUGAAUGUUUUCACAUUUGGACACAUUUCAAUAAGUGACCUCUAUAUUUUAUGUUUGUUUUUUUUAUGCGAUAGACCAAAACAGCGUGGGUUCAUAGUUGUGAAAUGGAAGGAAAAUUAGAUGUGGUUUUAUCUUUUCUUCACAUAAAAAUCUGAAAUGUAUAAAAUGAAUUUGUAUUCAGAUCCCAUGAAUCAAUACUUUAUUGAAAAACCUUUUUGCAGCAAUUAGUGUCGAGUCUUUGAUCCGUCCGAUUGAAUUUACGGUGCAGCAUCACAAUAUCAUCUAAAUCAACAUAAGUCUGGACUUCGACUUUUACUAAUGUUCAAUAAGAAGCAUCUGAGAUGUUUAGGUAACUGAUUAAUUAAUGCAGAGAUUAAAUUAUGCACAGAUGAACUCUAAUUACAUUUAAUAGGUGACUUCUGAAGGCUGUUGGUUGAACUAGAUUUGUUUUGGGGAAACCGGAGCAAAAGAGGCUAAACAUUAUUCUGGUCAACAGCCAAAGAGUUGUCUCAGGUUUUUCAAAUGUUUUAGGGUCAUUUUGAUGACCUGAAUCCAAAAACCACGUUGGUUUUGCUCAAACAGGUCAACUUUCUGGACUAUGGAUGCAUCAGAAUGCAUGACUUGUUCUAACAAAUGGAUCGGUUUCCUGAGAAUCUGGGAUCAAUGAUUGAUGAGACGGAGAAUUAUUUCAAUUUACAUGUACUUACCCUUACCACUGGUUGUUAUUCAAUUUACAGAAAUCCAACUUUGUAACAUUUAACUUACAGGUUUUUUUUUUUUUCCUGAAACCUUUUUGAAUGAGAAAUAUUAACGGAAAUGAGCUGACAAUGUCACAAAAAGCAAUCAAUUUAGUCAGAAGAUCAGAUUUCUCUAAAUUAUUCGAAUAAAAUCCUGACCUGAUUGAGAAAAAUGGAUGUCAUUUUUGGAUUCAGCGGUACAAAAUUAAUCCUAAUUCAGUUGAAAAAGCAUAGACAACUUCCAGGAAACAUUCUUUUGAUGUCAGUGUUAUUAUCUACUGGGGGGAAAUAAACAAUUCCUUCCUCUUCACAGGAGCUACCUUGUGUUGGUCUGCCACAUACAGUUGGAAAACAAAAUACACGUUUCUUGUUGUAAUGUGACAAAGUGUGAAUAACUUCAGUGGGCAUGAAUACUUUUUCAAGGCUCUACGGUUUGUGAGGGCUUGCGGCUGCAGGCCUGUGAGGCUCGUGUUCACGGUGGAACAGCAGGGGGCGCACUGGUGCCAGAAAGGCUGGGUGGUGCAAAGCAAUAACCCCGUCCGCACCCUUUCUCUCUCCCCGCCCGGUUUCUUGCAUACAGUUUAUACCUCGUUGGCAACUCUGACGACAUAUCAGUGUGUCAUCAUAUCUGUUCGCACAGCGUGGAGACUUUACAUGAUUCUUACUGCGGGGUGUCCCCCCCCCCCCCCCCCCUCUUAUAACAGCUCAACUUCCUCUGUGUUUCAUCAGUUGUCAUUCCCCAGUCCGUGGACUAAAUAAACAAUAGUGUUUCUUUCAAGUAUCAAAACGUAGAGUUGACCUUUCCACGGGUGACGUUUAAGGUUCCUGUGACGUGUUGCUCAUGAGCACUUGGUUCGUCGGUGGGUGUCCUCUCAAUCUGAAUGCUGAAUGCUGUCUUGAACGUUGAGGUUUUCCACCUUGUGUGCACAUUGAAAGGGCUCUUUGAAUUGUUUGUGAGUUUCAAACUAAAAAAAAGUGUGUUCUAGUCCUUUUUUUGUUGGUGGCUAAAAGGACCAAUGCACAUAAAAGGCACAUUGUACUAUUUGUAGCAAUUACAGAACUAAUGAACUGAAGAUAUGCAUUAUUUUGUAAAGACUUUUAAAAAGUUGUUUUGAAACUAAAGAUAAAGAGAACUUACUUUUACCUCAUGUCAGGGAAUUCCUGAGAAAAGAAAAUGAUUUGGUUAAGUCUAUACCAAUGGUAUUUAAAUAUUAGCACAUAGCUGUUUGUCUUUGCACAAGUAAAUGUAUAGUGCUUUUUGUUUCUCCUUUUUCUAAACAGAUUUGUGUAUUAAGGUGAGACGAUUUUUGUACUUUUUGUGACCGUGCAUAUGGUUUAGUGGAAUCUGUAUCUGUCAUUUACACCUCACCUCUAAAUGCUGGGAAUGAAAGAGUAUAAAAAAAAUAUUUUCAAGGUGCACUGUUCCUCUGUUUCACAGGUAUGGAGAAAAAAAAAGAACAGAAAAAAAUACCAGUUUACAGAGAAACACAUAUUCAUUGAAACACUUUUGUUAGUUUUUCUUCAUCUUGUUACGGUUAUUAUUCUUACUAUAACAGUUAUUAUUGUUCAGAAAUCUGUAUUAAAAUAGAA